CGGAGGUGGAAGAGGAAUCCGCAGCCCUGGCACAACGUAAACACAUGCCCGUCUCCCUCGCUGCGCAGAGGACGCACCGGUUAGAGCAGAUGGAGUGAACUGACAGGACCACACCGCUUUAGAGGCUUUAAAGUUUCUUUUUUUUUGUCGUUAUCAUUUACUCGCAUCCAGAUUGUAAAUAUACAGAGAAUCGAACAGCUCAUCGGUUUGGGCGCAGAGAAGGUCUUCUGCCAUAUCGUCGGGUCUGUGGAUUACGCACGGCGCAGCUCACGGGACAGAAAAGUUUUGUCGCACAGGACUGCGUAACGAAGCGCGUUUUCCACCAAGAAGUCACCAACUCAAAUUAUGAUCUAAGCCUCAAUGGAGUGAUUUUAACCCAUGGUGAUCUAGACUGAAUUUAUGGAUUAAGAAAAGUGGGACUUUGAUCGAUACAUAUCAAGAUUUAUGCUUUGUGGGAUGGCAACAGCCACCUCCAGUCCCUAUCUAGCCAGCAGCAGGAUUUUAUCCGGCCCGGUGCUUCACUCUGACCGGAGGGGUGGUGGCAUGCAGCCGGGCAGCACCGCGGUGACCACGGUUUCCAGUGGAUACAGAGGGGACCCGUCAGUUAAGAUGGUGCAGAGUGACUUCAUGCAGGGAGCCAUGGUGGCGAGCAACGGGGGCCACAUGCUCAGCCACGCUCACCAGUGGGUCACAUCGUUGCCGCACGCCGCAGCCGCAGCAGCCGCAGCCGCGGUGGCAGCAGUCGAGGCCGGCUCCCCGUGGCCGCCCAGCUCCCAGCCGCAAGACGUGAAGAGAAACGGCGGCAGGGAGGACCUCCACUCGGGCUCCGCUCUGCACCACAGGUCCCCACAUCUGGGUCCUCAUCAGACGCACCCGGGAAGUUGGGGAGGCUCCUCCGCGGCGCACAUCAGCAUCUCCGAGGGGCAGCAGCAGCAGCAGCAGUCCCUCAUCUACUCCCAGCCAGGCGGGUUUACUGUCAACGGGAUGCUUAGCUCACACGCCGGACAGAGCCUCAUGCACCCGGGGCUGGUGCGCGGCCAGUCCCCGGAGCUGGACCACGGCAGCCAGCAUCACCACCAGCAUCACCACCACAAUCACCACACACACCUUCACCAGCAUCACGGUGUGAACCAUGAGCCGCACUCAGACGAGGACACACCGACGUCUGACGACUUGGAGCAUUUCGCCAAACAGUUCAAACAGCGACGGAUCAAGCUCGGUUUUACGCAGGCGGACGUGGGCUUGGCGUUGGGCACCUUGUACGGCAACGUGUUCUCACAGACCACCAUCUGCAGGUUCGAGGCGCUGCAGCUGAGCUUUAAGAACAUGUGCAAGCUGAAGCCUCUGCUCAACAAAUGGCUGGAGGAGGCCGACUCCACGACCGGGAGCCCGACCAGCAUCGAUAAGAUCGCCACGCAGGGAAGGAAGAGGAAAAAGCGCACGUCCAUCGAGGUGAGCGUAAAAGGCGCGCUGGAGAGCCACUUCCUCAAGUGUCCCAAACCCUCCGCGCAGGAGAUCACCUCUCUGGCGGACUCUCUGCAGCUGGAGAAGGAGGUGGUCCGGGUCUGGUUCUGCAACCGCAGGCAGAAAGAGAAGCGCAUGACGCCACCUGGACUCCCGCGCACCCCGGAGGACGCGUACUCGCAGGUGGGCAGCAUGGGUCCCGACACUCCGUCACCCUCCAUAGACUGCAAGAGGAUGUACAGCGACACGUGAAAAUAACUUACACCGUCAAGUGUUUGAUUAGAUAUUUAGAGAAACGUUUCCCUGAAAGACUCAAGUAUCUGCUUAACUUUUCGUACACUACAUAUGUCCAGUUAUUAUCCAGUCUGCGUUAAUUUCAGAGCAGGACAGAUGUCCUUUUACGCUUCGUCGAGUAUUUUUCCUGCACAAUGGAUCAACCUUUGGGACAGAAAACCAAAAGUUAAACGGAAAGCUGAGAAGAAAACAAGUUUUAUGUCUUUUACAUUCAAUUUUCCAGAGACUUUAAGGCUCAAGUUCAGAAAAAAGCUCUUUGUGCAGUUGGUUAUAAAAAUAAGUUCCCUUGUAAUGCUGCAGAUUUCAAUGCCCCACUCUUACCUAUAUGGUUUUUGAAUUGAAAGGCAUUUAUUCAGCAUUUUGUUGUUUUUAUGAUAAGCAAUAAUUUAUCAGGUGUUAAAAGGUGUUUCUCACUUUUGUGUUGUGUCAGUGGUUUUAUGUUGUGCCACAGUUUAAAAUGGACAAAAAGCAGAAAUUGUUCCAGUUUUUCCUUCAUAGGAAACUUUUUUCUUUCUUUCUGGAAAUUAGCAAACAUGCCCUUAAGUUAAUGUACAAGUAAGUCUGUUGUGCAUUUCUUGUGAUUAUUUAUUUCUUCCACUUGUGUUUACUUUCACUGAACAGACAAAUAAUUUAAUAAAUCUUACAUGAGGGAAA
Hippoglossus stenolepis (Pacific halibut) is the source of this 2412-nucleotide messenger RNA. RefSeq names its product POU class 3 homeobox 3a (gene pou3f3a). Gene Ontology annotation, cellular component: nucleus. Bases 445 to 1716 code for a protein of 423 amino acids. The record is from RefSeq and is a predicted model, not a curated record. The transcript has a single exon. Gene Ontology annotation, biological process: regulation of transcription by RNA polymerase II; brain development. Lineage: Eukaryota; Metazoa; Chordata; Actinopteri; Pleuronectiformes; Pleuronectidae. Gene Ontology annotation, molecular function: DNA-binding transcription factor activity, RNA polymerase II-specific; RNA polymerase II cis-regulatory region sequence-specific DNA binding.